Messenger RNA from Nelumbo nucifera (sacred lotus), 1523 nucleotides. The record is from RefSeq and is a predicted model, not a curated record. NCBI's taxonomy places the organism in Eukaryota, Viridiplantae, Streptophyta, Magnoliopsida, Proteales, Nelumbonaceae.
GUGAUGUUGGGAUUAGUUGAGACUUGAAAAUGACACCCACACGCACUAUCGAGUCUAGAUUGUAGAUUGUAGAAAGUUCUUCCUCUUCCCACUGCCACUAUCUCACCUUCCCCUCACGGUACCGGCUUUUCCACUUCAGCUCUCACAGUCUCAUCGUGGAUGACUGGAUUCCCCACCAUUGGCCUCCAAUCUCCAUAUUUAUUUCGUGCCUGAGCUUCACUACUCACUCCCUUCGCGUGCUCAGCCAUCGUCAGCUCUUCUCUCUCGUUUUUUGCUGUUCCUCCUCCUCACCUCUUCUCUCUUAAUUCAUAGGCAAUUAAUAAGAAGAGACUUGCUUGUUUUCGUUCAUCGUGGAUUGCAACGACGUUUCUUGUACAGUAAAUUUUGCUAGGUCUAUUUCACAGAUAUGGAUAACACUGCAGGUUCUAGCUUGUAUCCACUGUAUCGCUGUAAAGUUCUGCACCUGGUGCGACAUGCGCAAGGGAUUCACAAUGUAGAAGGAGAAAAGAACUCCAAAGCAUACUUAUCUCCAGAACUUUUUGAUGCCCACCUUACCCCUCUAGGUUGGCAGCAGGUUGAUAAUUUGCAUAAGCAUGUCCAUGCAUCGGGCCUUAUCAAGAGGAUUGAUUUAGUAAUUACAUCUCCUCUGCUAAGGACAAUGCAAACGGCGGUUGGAGUAUUUGGUGGUCAUGGCUAUACCGAUGGAGUGGAUGCUCCUCCACUUAUGGUGGCAAAUGCUGGAAACAGUGACCGUGCCGCUAUUUCAAGCUUGAAUUGCCCACCUUUCUUAGCAGUGGAGCUUUGUCGAGAACAUUUUGGAAUUCACCCAUGUGAUAAAAGGAGGAGAAUUAGUGAGUAUCGGCCACUUUUUCCUGCAAUUGAUUUUUCACAGAUAGAAAGUGACGAAGACAUUCUAUGGGAGGCUGACACUAGAGAGUCAAAUGAAGAUGUUGCAGCUAGGGGAAUGAAAUUUAUGAACUGGCUGUGGACAAGAGAAGAGAAAGAGAUUGCAGUUGUUACCCAUAGUGGGUUCUUAUAUGAUACUCUAAGUAGACAUGGAAAUGACUGCAAUUCAUUGGUGAAGAAAGAGAUCUCCAAACUCUUUGCCAAUUGUGAACUCCGUUCAAUGGUGAUUGUUGACAAAAGUAUGAUAGGAUCAGAUUCCCCAACUACAAAUUAUCCAGGAAAGAUCCCUUCCGGACCCGAUCUUUCUAGUGAAGCUGCAGAUGAGAAUAAUUCAGAAGUACUCAAAUCACCGGCUUAGACAGUGGUACCAAUUAUAUAUCAUUCUUGGGAAAUUGUUUAAAUGAGACUCGCACUUUAUUUAGUAUAUCUUACUGGUGGUUAGGGCACUUAAAAAGAUUGAAGCAAUCUCAGAACUCCAAUCAAAUUAUGAUUUUAUAUGAUUGAAUUGCAGAAAAUACAUGUCUUACGCUAUGAAAUAUUCUGCACAAGCAGCGGAAAGAAGUCUGUUUUACACAGGCAUCAUUUAAGACUUACGAAUCAUUGAUGUCCUGGGAAUA